Cinara cedri is the source of this 717-nucleotide messenger RNA. Lineage: Eukaryota; Metazoa; Arthropoda; Insecta; Hemiptera; Aphididae. The record is from the annotation of a GenBank genome assembly.
AUGAAACCUUCUAAACUUAAACGACAUUUAGAAACGAAACAUCCGCAAUAUAGUAAUAAAGAUGAACAAUUUAUUAAAAGACAUGAAAAUUCAUUAAAGUUUCAAAAAAAAGUUUUUAAUACAUUUUCUACAGUUUCAAAAAAGCUUUGGUUGCAUCAUUCGAAGUUUCAUACUUAAUAGCAAAAACAAAAAAAACCGCAUUUGAUUGGCGAAUCUCUUGUCUUGCCAGCCGCUAUAAAAAUUGUAACGGCUAUGCACGGUGAGGCAUAUACUAAUGAUUUAAAAUCAAUUCUAUUGUCUAAUAAUACUGUAUCGCGUCGGAUUUCGAACAUAUAUGAUGAUAUAUUAAAACAACUUAUAAAUAGAUUGCAAAGUAAUUAUUUUGCAAAGCAAAUGGACGAAUCUACAGAUAUCUCUGACUUUUCUCAACUUCUUGUGUAUGGCAGGUAUAUUUACAAAGAAGAAAUUUUAAAAGAAUUUUUAUUUUGUCAAACUUUAGAUGGCAGGACCACUGGUAAUAACAUAUUUACCCUUAUUAAUACAUUUUUUGAACAUAAUGAAAUUUCGUGGUCAGUGUGUAAGGCCAUUUGUACAGAUGGUGCAGCAACACUUAUUGGAUCAAAGAAAGGCUGUAGAGCUAAAGUUAACGAAAUUUUACCAAAUAUACUAUUUACUCAUUGUAUGAUUCAUAGGGAAGCUUUAGCAAAUAGUGUAUAA